UCCAGCUUCAAGAUGUCCACUCCUGCAGCACACACACGGAGCUAACUGGAACCAGACCGGCACCUGCCUCUCUCUCUCUGAUACACACAACACAACAGAAACGCAGAGCACAUCUGAACAGGUAACCCUCAUCAGAGUAUCAGCCAUGUGUUCUUGGGUGAGCUGGUUGCUCUUGCUGACAGGCCUGCUGGGUGUGUAUGCUCAGGAGUACUACGAAGAAAGGACAGCAGGGAAGAGAACUGCGGUCAGAGUGUUCCCCGCAAACCAGCAGAAAUAUGAUGGACAGGCCAUCUUGGAUGAAGACUGUGGUCUAGAGUUAGCUUUCCUUAUCGACAGCUCUGAGAGUGCAAAGGGCCACCACCAACAGGAGAAGCAGUUUACUAUGGACAUCGUGGAGAGCUUAAAGAGCAUCCGUCUGGAGACAGGGCGCAAACUGAACUGGAGAGUGGCCCUCCUCCAGUACAGCAGCCAUGUGGCCAUCGAGCAAACUUUGAAACAAUGGAGGGGCAUGGAGAACUUCAAAAGCAGCAUUGCUCCCAUGGCCUACAUUGGUCAUGGCACCUACACCACCUAUGCCAUCACCAACAUGACCAAAAUCUUUUUGGAGGAGUCCAACCCAGACAGUAUUAAGAUUGCACUACUGUUUACAGACGGCGUCUCCCAUCCAAGGAACCCUGACAUCUUCUCAGCCACUGCUGAUGCCAAGAACCAGGGAGUGAAGUUCUUCACCAUUGGCAUCACCCAUGUUGCCAAUGAACCGGCCAACAUCGCCCAGCUAAGACUUCUGGCCAAUACACCUGCUUCUCGGUUUCUCCAUAACCUGCAGGACAUAAACAUCAAAGAGAAGAUCCUCACCGAGAUUGCUCAACUAGCUGAAGACGGGUGUCCUGUGGCUCAGAAAUGUUCGUGUGAGAAGGGUGAGAGAGGACCAAGUGGCCCAGCGGGAAAGAAAGGUCGUCCAGGUGAAGAUGGAGCCCCUGGUCCUAAAGGUCAAAAGGGUGAAAGUGGUUUGAGUGGACUUCCUGGUCGUGAUGGCUCAGAAGGGAAACCUGGCUACAAAGGAGACAAGGGAGACAGAGGGGAAUGUGGCACGCCAGGAAUCAAGGGUGACAGGGGUCCAGAGGGUCCUGUUGGCACAAGAGGGACCAGAGGGUUACAGGGUUUACCAGGACCACAAGGUGACAUUGGACCAGAGGGGCCACAGGGCACAAAGGGUGAGCGUGGUCCCGCUGGCCCACCUGGCCUCCAGGGCGAAACCGGAAUUGGACUUCCUGGGCCAAAGGGUGAUAUAGGAUUACAGGGCAGAGCAGGUCCUCCUGGUCCACCUGGAAUUGGAGAACCAGGCCCACCUGGACCUCAAGGUCCACAGGGUGUUCAAGGCGAGAAAGGACCACAGGGAGAGGGAUUUCCUGGGCCUAAGGGUGACCGGGGUCCAGAGGGACCGAGGGGUCCUAGGGGACAGACAGGCGCUGGAAUCAAAGGAGAAAAGGGUGAGCUUGGGCCUCCAGGCCUCCCAGGUCCACUUGGGCUCACUGGAGUUGGCAUCCAAGGAGAGAAGGGUGUGGAGGGUCCAAGGGGGCCUCCAGGGAUCAGAGGACCACCAGGAGAAGGCCUUCCUGGACCAAAGGGUGACCAAGGAUUACCAGGAGAGAUUGGUAGCCCAGGAGAGAGAGGGAUUGGCGAGCCUGGACCAAAGGGCGAGCCUGGCGCUGCAGGUUUGGCAGGUUUACCUGGGCUUCCUGGAGAGGAUGGUGCUCCGGGUCAAAAGGGUGAGCCCGGUGCACCUGGUGUGAGGGGGGCUGAAGGAACACCAGGAAUUGGCACACAAGGAGAAAAGGGAGACCAAGGCCAGCGGGGUGUCAGAGGAUUACCAGGCCCACCUGGCAUUUCUGGCCCUUCAGGAGCCAAGGGAGAGCCUGGAACACCAGGGCGAUUAGGCAUGCCAGGACUUCCUGGGCGUGCUAUCGCAGGACCGAAGGGUGAUGUAGGCCCUGCUGGUCCUCCUGGGCCCAUUGGAGAAACUGGCUAUGGCCUGCCAGGUCCAAAGGGUGACCGUGGCAAUCCAGGCCCUCCUGGGCCAUUUGGGCCGAAAGGUGAAGGAUUUCCUGGACCAGCGGGUCUUCCAGGUCUUCCAGGUCUUCCAGGAGAGCCUGGUCCUGAGGGUGUUGGCUUCCCUGGACCAAAGGGUGACAUUGGCUUCCGAGGUUUGCCAGGUUUGCCAGGCCCACCAGGAGAAGGAGUGCAGGGUCCACCAGGCAACAUGGGAAGACCAGGACUGCCAGGACCAGCCGGGCCCCCAGGAGAGGGUAUUCAAGGCCCCAAAGGUGACCAAGGACCUUCAGGUGUCACUGGACCAAGGGGACCUCCAGGGGAAGGACUCUCAGGGCCUAAGGGUGCUAGAGGUCUACCGGGUGAGAGAGGAGUGAGGGGAGUUAAGGGUGACAUGGGUGACCCUGGAGAUCCUGGACUACCUGGAACACCUGGAGUAAAAGGGGAAAUGGGUCUCACGAGAGAAGACAUUAUUAAACUGAUCAAGGAGAUUUGUGGAUGCGGCAUUAAGUGUAAGGAGAGGCCUAUGGAGCUGGUGUUCGUGAUUGACAGUUCAGAGAGCGUUGGGCCUGAAAACUUUGAGAUCAUAAAGGACUUCGUCACAGCACUGGUGGACCGUGUCACUGUAGGCCGAAACACCACACGGAUCGGCCUCGUUCUCUACAGCCUGGACGUGCACCUGGAGUUCAACCUGGCACGCUACAUGACCAAGCAAGACGUCAAGCAGGCAAUCAGGAAGAUGCCCUACAUGGGAGAGGGGACCUACACUGGCACUGCCAUUCGCAAAGCCACACAGGAGGCUUUUUAUAGCGCUCGCAGUGGUGUAAGAAAAGUGGCCAUUGUUAUCACCGAUGGGCAGGCAGAUAAGAGAGAGCCUGUGAAGCUGGACAUGGCAGUACGGGAGGCCCAGGCUGCUAAUAUUGAGAUGUAUGCUAUUGGAAUCGUUAACACAUCAGACCUUACUCAGGCAGAGUUUCUUAGGGAACUUAACCUCAUUGCUUCUGAUCCAGACAGUGAACACAUGUACCUAAUUGAUGACUUCAAUACCUUGCCAGCUUUGGAGUCUAAACUUGUCAGUCAGUUUUGUGAGGAUGAGAAUGGAGCGCUCAUCUACAACCGCAUCACUAAUGGCGUCAACGGACAAAACGGAUUCAGAUAUAACGGCUAUGAUAAUCAUGCGGACGUCUUAUAUGGAAACAAUGGUUAUGGGAAUCCACAUCAGGAACAUCUGGACAGGACACGACUUGACACUCAGAGCCAUGUCAGAAGCAGAGGCGACACUUUCACUUUACCAAUCAACCCUGCUCCUCUCAGCACCCAGGUCAAGGUGGAGGAAGACGCCUAUGAAGGAGAAGAUUUAGAUGUAAGGACUCAUCUACGAGGUGGCAGCAGAGUAACUGUCGUAAAUAAAACUGUCCCACCUGUGCAGCCUGUGGGUGAAGCUAGCAGAACAUCUCACUCCAGCGUCUCAACAUCAUUGCUGCCAGCUUCAUCAUCAUCAUCAUCUUCAUCUGUAUCAUCUUCCUCAUCACAAACGGUCACAUCUACUUCAGUGCAUGUGAAUCCACAGCCCCGUCCUGUUGUACUCAAAGCUCCGCUGGAUCCUCGCUGCUUACUGAGCCUGAACCAGGGGCCCUGCAGAGAGUACAUCAUCCGCUGGUACUAUGACAAACAGGCAAACGCUUGCGCACAGUUCUGGUACGGAGGAUGUGAUGGCAACGAGAACCGCUUUGAGACAGAAGCUGAGUGCAAGAAAACAUGUGUUCUUACCACUACAGUGGGUUAACCUGGACAACAAAAUGAAACUCUCAGGAAAUGGAUCAAAGUGAUGUUCUAUUAUUCCAUUGUUCAUCAUUAAUCCCACUGACGCCACACAAAUUUUAGGAGCCUAGGUUAUUCUUACACAUCCAUGCAGACUUGUAAUAGCUCUUUUCUCAUUCAUCAUCUCAUAUUUAGUACUGAGGCAGACAUCAAACAUUUCCUUUUUCAGAACAUUUACAGUGAAAACAAUGAAACAAUGAAAAUGAAAGAAAAUAAGAGUCUCAAAAGGGUAGACCAAAAUAAUG
Colossoma macropomum (tambaqui) is the source of this 4115-nucleotide messenger RNA. RefSeq names its product collagen, type XXVIII, alpha 2a (gene col28a2a). NCBI's taxonomy places the organism in Eukaryota, Metazoa, Chordata, Actinopteri, Characiformes, Serrasalmidae. The coding region runs from base 146 to 3835 and encodes 1229 amino acids. The transcript has 36 exons. Gene Ontology annotation, molecular function: serine-type endopeptidase inhibitor activity. The record is from RefSeq and is a predicted model, not a curated record.